GCGAAAUUUUCAAAGAAAUUCUUUUGCGGUCUUUGAUUACCUGCUCCGUAAGCAGAACAGUAGAAGAAAAGAGACUCAGCAGAGAAUAGCUUUUCUCUUUUGCCAAUUUUUUCCUUCUGCCACUUUCUUCUCAAUUUCAAUUACUAGCUUUUGAUUGUUAUUUCUCUCUCUUUUUACCUGAUCUGGGGUUGAUGAUUUCACUUGUUUCUUUUGGGGAGCUUGAAGAGGAAGUUGUUAGUGAGAGAGAGCUUUGGUAAUAGAGAAGAAGAUUGUCAUGGUUAUAAUGUCUUUGAUGAUGGUGAUGAUGACGAUGGAGAAGAAUGUUACUCUUUUGACCAGAGAAAGAGAUCAGAUAAAGAGCCAAAGUAAAGCACACGACGUAGAAAAGUUGUCCCCUUUGAUAGUCAUGGUUCCUUGUGUUUGUCAAUGAAAGAUAGAGACCUUAUGCCCUCUUUUUUAUUUUUCUUUUCCUUUCCCACACGUUUCUUGUCCCGUGGAAGUGAUGUCUCUUAUUAUUCUCUAAUUUCUCUUUUCAAUUCUCGGCGUGGGUUUUUAUUGGAUUAGAUUCAUUUGCUUCUCCUUCCUCCUCCUCUUCUUCUUCUUCUUAUUUAGUGGCUAUAAUAUCCAAAAGGGUACUCCAAAAUGCCGAUUUUUAUGCCUAAUAGCCAUAGAAGAGAAGGAAGUAUAAAACUAUAUCUGGGUAGUGGUGGGCAAGUGCUAGAUCUGGAAACUGCCGUUAAAGAUGGCAUUUUAGGCGGCAAUGGUGGUGGCGGUGGUGUGAUUUCUACAGCCGGUAUCGAGAAAUUGGAUCUCAAGAUGAUGAUUGAAGAGCUUGAAUCGAUGGAAGUGCCGUCUGUGUUCAUUUGCCCAAUCUCAUUGGACCCAAUGCAAGACCCAGUCACUCUCUGCACUGGCCAGACCUAUGAGAGAUCCAAUAUCCUUAAAUGGUUCUCUCUUGGUCGCUAUACUUGCCCAACUACAAUGCAAGAGCUUUGGGAUGAUGCGGUCACUCCAAACAGAACCCUACAGCAGUUAAUUUACAGCUGGUUCUCGCAAAAGUAUUUGGCGAUGAAGAAGAGAUCGGAGGACGUGCAAGGAAGGGCUAUUGAGCUUUUGGAGACUCUUAAGAAGGUUAAGGGUCAAGCUAGAGUUCAAGCUUUAAAAGAGCUUAAGCAGGUUGUCACUGAACAUGACACGGCCAGAAAGGCAAUGCUAGAUAAUGGCGGCAUUGCCUUGGUUUCUUCCUUUUUAGGUCCUUUUACUACACAUGCUGUUGGGUCUGAGGCUAUUGGGAUUCUUGUGAAUUUGGAACUUAAUUCCACAUCGAUGUCAAAUUUGAUGCAACCUGCCAAGAUUUCUUUAAUGGUAGAUAUACUAAAUGAGGGUUCCAUCGAGACCAAAGUUAACUGUACAAGAUUGAUUGAAAUGUUGAUAGAAGGUAAGGAUUUGGAGGCUGAAAAUAUGUCAAGUUUGAGCCUUUUAGUUGGUUUGUUGAGAUUAGUGAAAGAUAAGAGACACCCAAAUGGGGUAUUGGCUGGACUUGGUUUGUUGAGAAAUCUUUGUUCACACGAUUCUGUAAGAAACUCCAUUUUAAGUAUUGGGGCAGUCCCACAACUUGUGGAGCUGUUGCCUAGUUUGAAUAAUGAGUGUUUGGAUUUAGCACUUUAUAUACUAGAGGUUCUUUCAACUAUUUUAGAAGGACGAGUGGCUUUGAAGGAUUGUGCACAUACCAUUCCGAAUGUGGUGAAGUUAUUGAUGAAAGUAUCUGAGAGGUGUACUCAGCUUGCUUUGUCAAUUUUGUGGGCAGUUUGUCAGCUUGCACCAGAAGAAUGUGCUGCAAUUGCUGUGGAGGCUGGUUUGGCGGCCAAGCUGCUGCUUGUAAUACAGAGUGGCUGUAAUCCUGAACUGAAGCAGAGGGCAGCUGAGCUAUUAAAAUUAUGUAGUCUGAAUUACACAGCUACUAUCUUCAUUUCCAAGUGUAAGCUUACCAGAACGAUACAAUGAAGAAAAAAUAUGCCAAUUUGUUGAUAAUUAAAUAUAUACACCAUCUCUUUUUUUCCUUGUGUCAAGAGGCAAAGGUUGUAGAAUGAAAUCAACUGGGGUUUCUAAGGUAACCCCACUUUCUCUUCGUUGUGAAUAUCAAACAAUUAUAUUGGUUUCACUAGACAGAAAAGCUUCAUAAUGUGUAUGUUUAGGCUAACUGCAUAUGCUGUAGUUAUUAUUUAUUGAUCCACUGUGCAUAAAUUGGGGCUUUUGCUCAUGUUUCACCUUCAUUUUCUACAUCCUGUGUCAAUUCAUGCAAUGAUGAGCUCCCA
Jatropha curcas is the source of this 2315-nucleotide messenger RNA. RefSeq names its product U-box domain-containing protein 30. Gene Ontology annotation, molecular function: ubiquitin protein ligase activity. The record is from RefSeq and is a predicted model, not a curated record. Gene Ontology annotation, biological process: protein ubiquitination. Lineage: Eukaryota; Viridiplantae; Streptophyta; Magnoliopsida; Malpighiales; Euphorbiaceae.